Molecule: messenger RNA, 1060 nt
Organism: Neopelma chrysocephalum (saffron-crested tyrant-manakin)
Lineage: Eukaryota; Metazoa; Chordata; Aves; Passeriformes; Pipridae
Product: killer cell lectin-like receptor subfamily G member 1
Exons: 6
Coding region: 224-916 (230 amino acids)
Source: RefSeq, a predicted model, not a curated record
UUUCCUCAUGCCGGAACGCCCAGCUUCUGGCCCCGACAGGGCUCCCCCUUGCCCCAAGUGUCUGUCAACACCAUGAUGCCCCUGGGUUGUGUCCCAGGUGGUGCCUCUGGGGACCCCACCAGGAAGUGACACUUUCCAUUUUGCAUCACACCCGUCUGACAAAGUGUCUGGGAGAGGGUUACCAGUGUCCCCGUGGGGUGCAGAGCAAGGGAUCAAAGAAGGGAUGGAAGAGAGGGUCACAUACGCUGAUCUGCGCUUUCCCCCAACACCAGGUCCUCAGCAGCCGGUGCGCCUGCCCUGGUGCUGGGCAGCCCUCAGCCUGGGUCUCCUCUCCCUGGUGCUUCUGCUGGCACAAAUCAUCCUUGUCAGCUUGAGCUUCCACUAUUUAGUACAACAACAGGUGAGCUGCACCCACGAUCUCUGGAGCAUGGAGGAGAGCCCCAGCUAUGGGCAACAGACACUGCGAGCGCAAUGCCAGUUUUGCCCGGUCGGCUGGCUCUGGGAUGCAGGACAGUGCUACUACUUCUCAUCUGCCAAAAAAACCUGGGAGAAAAGCAGAGAGGACUGCUGCUCCAGAGGGGCACAGCUGGUCACCAUCCAAGACAACACUACCCUGGCUUUCCUGAUGCGCACCACCAACACGGAGGUCUUCCAUGUGGGGCUGAAGAAAGAUGGCUUUGCGUCUGACUGGAAGUGGCUGGAUGGCACCACAUUGAAGGGGAUCUUCCUAAUCCAUCGCUACACCAGGUCUUACCAGGCCUGUGGCAGGCUGUCGGGCCUGGGGCUGUCGGGUGGUGUGUGCUCGGAACCCCUUGGAUGGGUCUGCAAGCAGAGUGCAGCCACCCUGCAGUGGCUCCAGUCCUCACCUCCUUCCUUCAUCUGGGGAAACACCACCUACAACUGUGUGAGGCCCUGAUGCCUGUGGGAACCUCCAGCCUGUCCCACCACCAUGUUCCCUGCCUCACUCCAGUUCAUGGGCAUUUGCAGGCACUGACUGCUGCCUCCUGGCUCAGACCUCUUUACUUCCCUGUAACUGCAUUUUGCCAAUAAACUCUGCCAA